AUGCCCGUGACAUCUCCCACCCUGUCUCUGCGCGAAGUUCAUACACAAACGCCCGGGCAGCAAUUUCCCCUGACCAAUAUAGAUAACCCGAAUGAUAUCGCCCAGGAGUUGAGCAAUUUGCAAGCGCUGAGGCGUUUAUCUAUGGAUGUGGGCAACAGUAUUGAUCCAGAUAUACCGCCAAUGUCAUUAGCAGCUAUGCCGGCUGUGGCGCCGAGAGGAGACGACGAUGAAAACGACCCAUCGAGAUUGCUUUGGGUGCCAGCCAGGGUACACCCAGAGCUUGCUCCAACCGAGUUCAAGACCUUUCUAGCAAGCCGCCUUCAGUCAAUACGGAGGAGAUCCGGGGAUUCAUUUCUUUCCGUCUCGGAUGAAAAAUAUGGCAAUGAAUCGGAUCCUAUCAAUGCUUCUUCAUUAAGGAGAAAGAAGUCCUUACUCUCACGCCAGAUUGACAACUCAGAAGAACGAGCCCCUGAAGGAUUCGCUGGUGGGAUAGACAGAUCAGAGAGACAUGGUUUCAAGGUUCAGAGGCUUGCUCAAGAGUCCCAUAGCUAUUCAGGCAGUUUAGAGACUGGGAUGGAUGACAUGCCUAUCCUCCCUGUUGCACCCAGUAGCGGAUUACGGAGAUCAACUCGGACAACCUAUCGCAAAGGAGGGAGCUUGCGAUUUGGGGACAAGACAUCGUUUUCGAAGCGGAUGGCACAACGCCAGCAAAGCGGCGAAUCUAUAGAGCCACCUAUUCCGGCGGCCGAAGAUAUUCCUCGGGGAUAUCCGCUGAUUAAAGUGCAGUCAGAACCUACUUCUGAGAAUUUCUCAAGGCCUACCCGGCCGGAUCGAAGACAAGAUAGAUUUUCACAAGAACCGGCCGCAACGUCAACAGAUUUCGACACUUCCUCUUCCUCAAGGCCGUCACAGUUCUCUGGUCGACUACCUUCUGCUCAAUCUACUACAUCCAACAAUAAUACCUCCAACCCGGAUGAAGCCAUUACCGUGACAGAAGAGGCCGGAUUGGAGUCUGCGACGGAUAAUAUUGGCGACGAUACACUGAGCCACUCGAAUUACCACUCCUUAUCGGGCAAUGCGAAUUUCGAGGAUAACAGCUCGCCUAGCUCUGCGAAAUCGCCAAUUCCCAGCGCGGCGCAAACCAGUACAGCUGCUGUUGCGAGUCCGGUCCAAUCCGGCGCUUCAAAUGGUAACGCUAUUCGCUCUGAUACCUCAACCGUUACCCCGGCGCAUACGCGAGACGAUAAAAAAUCGGACAAAAAGUCGAAAAGGGAUAAGGAUGAGGACUCUCAUAAUUCCACGAGGUCUGGCUCUGCGUGGAAGUGGCUCAAAGGUGUUGCAGACGAUAGGGACAAAAAGAAAGAUGAGAGCAGGAAAUCCAAGCAUAAAUCCGCAUCCGAAAAAGCCCAAGAUAAUGUGCGAUUGGAUGUGAUCCAAACUUCAAUUGAAAAGACUGCUACAAAGGGUCGCGAAAGCCUAGUCCUUGACCGGGAUAGCAUCGACAAUAAGCUUUCGGACGAGCGAAAGAAAGAGAGCCAUCGCAAAAGUGACUCAAAGAAGGAAAAGGAUGGAAAAGACAUCGUGCCUUACAAGCCUUUGCAACCAGAUGUUGACUACAACUGGAGCCGCUUUCCACUUCUGGAGGAGCGCGCGAUCUAUCGAAUGGCACACAUCAAAUUAGCAAACCCUCGUCGGUCCCUCCACAGCCAGGUGCUUCUGAGCAACUUUAUGUAUAGCUAUUUGGCGAUUGUUCAAGCUAUGCAUCCCCAGAUGAAUGUUCCAGUUUCACCCCAACAAAAGCGACUAGAAGAAGAGGCACGCCGUGAACAAGACCAACAUCAGAGUCUUGAGCAGUACGAUUUCAAUUACCAUCGUACGGCAGUGCAAUACGCUGAUUCCAGUUCCGAUAAACCCGUCGAGUAUGUGGAUGAUGCUCAGAUAUAUGAAGAUGAUCACACACGCGAUAGCCAUGGUGGUUACGGCGAUGACGAUUCUGGUGGCUAUAGCCAGGAGGUGAAGGAUUAUUAUCGGUAUCAAAACGAUGUCUCAGAUCGACACACUGGCCAGGAUGGCGUGUGGUGA
Molecule: messenger RNA, 2082 nt
Organism: Trichoderma breve
Lineage: Eukaryota; Fungi; Ascomycota; Sordariomycetes; Hypocreales; Hypocreaceae
Product: activator of mitotic machinery cdc14 phosphatase activation c-term domain-containing protein
Exons: 6
Coding region: 1-2082 (693 amino acids)
Biological process (GO): establishment of cell polarity; positive regulation of G2/M transition of mitotic cell cycle
Cellular component (GO): cell septum; cytoplasm
Source: RefSeq, a predicted model, not a curated record